Molecule: messenger RNA, 1207 nt
Organism: Eruca vesicaria subsp. sativa (arugula)
Lineage: Eukaryota; Viridiplantae; Streptophyta; Magnoliopsida; Brassicales; Brassicaceae
Source: the annotation of a GenBank genome assembly
GUCUUCUCUCUUCUUUCCCAAGUUGAAAUAAACGAUGGCAAGAACAAGAAGCUUCCUCAUUCUUCUCUCUCUCGCUUGUUUUCUUACUCUCUGCAUCUGCGACGACGAGAGUAACUAUGAAGACAGUGAAGGAAAACUAUUCCCAGGUUUCUAUAGAAGCUCGUGCCCUAAAGCCGAGGAGAUCGUGAGGUCAGUUGUAUCCCAAGCUGUUGUAAGAGAAGCUCGUAUGGCUGCUUCUCUAAUGAGGCUUCAUUUCCACGACUGUUUUGUUCAGGGCUGUGAUGGUUCGUUGCUUCUAGACAGCAGUGGGAGUAUAGUUACUGAGAAAGGCUCAAACCCAAACAGUAACUCGGCUCGUGGGUUUGAUGUUGUAGAUCAGAUCAAAGCUGCAUUGGAGAAUGAAUGCCCUGGAACUGUUUCGUGCGCUGAUGUGUUAACCCUAGCUGCUAGGGACUCCUCUGUUCUUACGGGUGGACCAAGCUGGAUGGUUCCUCUGGGAAGAAGAGAUUCUAGAAGUGCAAGCUUGAGUGGUUCAAACAACAACAUUCCUGCACCCAACAACACUUUCAACACAAUUCUCUCCACUUUUACCAAUCAAGGUCUCGAUCUCACUGACCUCGUUGCCCUCUCUGGGAGCCACACCAUCGGAUUCUCAAGAUGCACGAGUUUCAGACAAAGACUUUACAACCAGUCUGGAAACGGAAGUCCCGACAUAACAUUAGAGCAAUCCUACGCUGCUAACUUGCGCCAGAGGUGUCCACCAUCAGGUGGGGACCAAAACUUGUCGGAGCUUGACAUCAACAGUGCCGGGAAGUUUGAUAACAGCUACUUCAAGAACUUGAUCGAGAAGAUGGGACUUUUGAAUUCUGACCAGGUCUUAUUCUCUAGCAACGAGGAAUCUAGCGAGCUUGUGAAGAAAUAUGCAGAGGAUCAAGAAGAGUUCUUCGAGCAGUUCGCGGAAUCGAUGAUCAAGAUGGGCAAUCUCUCUCCCUUGACAGGUUCCAGUGGUGAGAUCAGGAAGAACUGCAGGAAGAUUAACUCUUGAUUUUGUGUGUGUGAUACGGGAUGUGAGAAAAGGAAAUGAAAGAUGUUUUCGGGGUUUAUGUUUGGGUUUUUUUUUGUGUGUUAAGUUUGUAUGUUUUACUAUUUGAAAGUUAAUAAGAAACCUUUGGGUGUGAUUGGGUAUUACUUAGACCAAGGUUCUUAG